Patiria miniata (bat star) is the source of this 1262-nucleotide messenger RNA. RefSeq lists its product as uncharacterized. The coding region runs from base 725 to 1168 and encodes 147 amino acids. The record is from RefSeq and is a predicted model, not a curated record. NCBI's taxonomy places the organism in Eukaryota, Metazoa, Echinodermata, Asteroidea, Valvatida, Asterinidae. The transcript has 3 exons.
UCAUUAGUAUUUCCAUUGACUUCUGAUUUCUCUUGUACAACAUUUUUGUGUGCAACUUUUUAGAAUAAAUUAAGAUAGGAUAUCCGCAACCACAUAAUUUAGUCUGUUUUGCAGCUUUAUGUAAGAGAUUCAUUCAAAGGAUUUAUGAUGACUAGUCCAGCAAGUAUAACAUCGAGAGAAAAAAACAUGAACGUUCUUUCGCCUUAAGAGGGCGACUGUUGAAGAACUGCACAUAGUGAAAACAUCAUAGCAUGCGAGGCAGUAGCACGUACAGCUACACACAUCGUAGGCCUAUAUCGUCCCGUAUACAAGCUCAAUUAUCAUUAAUAGGCACAGCUGCGAAAUUAUCAUAUACAACUAUUGAUUAUUGUAUUAUAAUUACGAAUUACCAAACACAUGUCAUUCAGAGUCUGCCCCGUUUGAUGUAAUUCGUAUAUUGGUCAGAAAUCACUGCAAAUUCAGUUUACAUCCGAGGCAGGGAAACUGAAAGUCCGUCAUUGCUAUACUGUCAUAAAAGAACAAUAUUCUGAGAAGCCAGUUCGGUUUCGCAUGUGAAAUAUGAAUCAUAAUAAAAAUGUGAAAUGAAAACAUACAGCUCCUGAGUUUUGAUAUACCAGUAUUUUAUGCUGGUUGUGUGUGGCGGUAUAUUUUAUGCAGUGGUAGCUGUGUAAUGCAUUCAGUCUAUGACGUGUAAGGAUUGUAAUUUCAAUCAGCGCACAGCGAAAUGGAGAGCAAUGUCACCUUGACAACGAUGGAGACACCGAGCUCAACCAAAGAAAAGACUAAUUAUUAUCUGGCCAUCGCCUCGCUAUGCAUCGGCGUCAUCAACACGGUGGCCGUGAUCGCCAUGCUGAUCUGGCUACGUAGGCAUCCCAAACUCAGAGGUGAACCCAACUCGUCGAAGGCUAAGAAGGCCAAGCCGUCCUCGCCAAAGAAAAUACUGACCAUCGACUACCGCAUGUCCGAACUAGACGACGAGUCUGAAAACUGCCCUCAACGGCAGGGCACGUUCGCGAUUGGACAGCCUCUGCCGCAAGAGGGCGGCAGGGCCAGUGCCCACGUGCAUCACCGUGGUGACGGGGAGGACAGGGAUAACCCUUCGUUUACUGCAGCGCCUGAAAUAUUAGCCCAGUCUUCGGUAUACGAGAACACGAGGUUCCCGCCUUAAGUUACAUGAAAACCGGAUGGGAGAAACCAUCAAACUGAUGGAUUUGGAGUCUGGUUCCUCGGGCAUAUUUUGUUGCAUUUAAUUAGUUAAGAAA